CUGGGCAGUUGUCAUUCGGUCGCGACACACGGUGCAUGUUUCGAUAUCGAUAUUUUCACGUGCCUACGUCAUACAACAUAUAAUUAAUGUGGACAAGUCGAAAUGCAUUUAUUGUGUGACCGGCGCGAGCGUAAGUCAGUCGGCAAACGUUGUUUUACGUAUAGUGUUGUAGUGUUUUGAAAUGGCACGGAUACACGGUUUCAUCUUCUUGUUUUCCGUAAUGUCAAUAUCGGCCUACAAAUACAGACAGAAUGACCAGCAGGAUUCGCCUCACAGUCACCCACAGAAAUAUCUGGCAGAUGAACCGAAUCGCAUGAGUGAAAGGUCGAUUCACAACACAGACCACAACCAAAGACUACAAUCGAGGAGUUCAACGAAAAUCGAGGAAGCAUCCCGAACUGAAAAUGGAACUUUCAAGAUCUUGAACAAACCAUUCUCGAUACACAGACGAUUUGCUCAAACGGACGACUCUCCGGGAGACAGGGUGGUGUUCCCGGGGCUGACCUCAAGGUCAGGCGUAAACCCAUACGUCCCAGAAAUCCCGGAGUCGUGCAAGAAAAUAGGCAUCUGUGACGAGAUACCGAAUUACCCAAGAGAACAAGUAAAAAAGAUCGUUGCUAAGUUGGGCGAGAAAACAGAGUUUCAAUUCGACAAACUGGACUUACCUUCGAUACCGGAUAUCGCCCAGCGGGCAGGCUCAUUCGAAGACUCGUACGAACUAUGUGACUUUAGAGUUAAGAUUAUGACUCCACUGGCAGCUCAAUCGGAUGAUCUCAAAUGGUACCAUGUAUUGAAUUUUAACGAAAAUCCACUACAAGGUUUCAGGGUCGAGAUAUGCAACACUACGAGUACCGGUUGCGCGAAAUUCGUGACGAUGGAAAAUAACUACAAUCCGAAAUGCGUUCAGAAGUUUAUAUUCAGAAAAAUGAAGAUCCUAAGCGAAAGCGGCGAAAUGAUCGAGAGGUCCAUGAAAGUUCCGAGCUGUUGUUCGUGUGUUGCCACGCUACUCGGUUAAACUGUACAUGUGCGAGUACCUGUGCCUGUGUGUGUGUGUGUGUGUGCGCGUUAAAAUCAUGAAAUGAGAUUACGAAAAUUUAUUGCUCAAAAACUUUUGAGGAACGAACUUUGUUAAAAGACUACCCGUCUUAAAUAUAUUUAUUUAAAGAAACUA
Bombyx mandarina (wild silkworm) is the source of this 1171-nucleotide messenger RNA. It is a transcript of the gene SPZ1, whose product is annotated as spatzle-1. Lineage: Eukaryota; Metazoa; Arthropoda; Insecta; Lepidoptera; Bombycidae. The record is from RefSeq and is a predicted model, not a curated record. Gene Ontology annotation, biological process: central nervous system formation; innate immune response. Gene Ontology annotation, cellular component: extracellular region. Gene Ontology annotation, molecular function: growth factor activity; Toll binding.